This is a messenger RNA of Fusarium musae, 363 nucleotides long. RefSeq lists its product as uncharacterized. The coding region runs from base 1 to 363 and encodes 120 amino acids. NCBI's taxonomy places the organism in Eukaryota, Fungi, Ascomycota, Sordariomycetes, Hypocreales, Nectriaceae. The record is from RefSeq and is a predicted model, not a curated record. The transcript is spliced from 2 exons.
AUGAAGUUCUCCGCCAUGCUCGUUUUCCCCGCCCUUGCUCUUGGAGCUGCCACGCCCAAGCUUCCGGUUUCUUCAAUCGACCCUGCCUGUCUUGAGAGCAUCACCAGCGCCGCCGACUGCAUCAAGAACCUCAAGCCCACCGGCGGUGCCGCUGCUCUCACUGAUAUCGCAACUUGUUUUGCCGAAAUUGUGGCUGGGGUCCAGAAGUGUAUCCCUGGUUUCCCUGGCGGUUUGCCUUCUGGUCUGCCCACUGGCCUUCCAACUGGUCUGCCUGUUCCUCUUCCCACUUCUCUCCCCGGUGGCCUUCCUGGAAAUGGUACACCUGGAGCUCCUGAGGUCCCUGGUAUCCCCGGGCUUCCCUAA